AUGCACCUGUGCAAGCUCAAGAAACAUAAAUAUGCCAUUGGACUGCUUGAUAAGGGAGCUGUCCCUGAUGGAGAAUGCUUCUCUUUGCUGUUUGAGUCCUGUGCGAGUCUAAAAUCACUUAAACAUUCCAAGAAGGUACAUGAUCAUUUCCUGCAGUCUAAGUUUAGAGGCGAUCCAAAACUGAACAAGAUGGUGAUUGGUAUGUACGGGGAGUGUAAUAGUGUCACUGAUGCUAAGAGAGUGUUUGAUCACAUGGUCGAUAAAGAUGUAGAUUCUUGGCAUUUGAUGAUGCGUGUGUAUAGUGAUAACGGAAUGGGAGAUGAUGCGUUGAGUUUGUUCGAGGAGAUGAUGAAACAAGGGUUGAAACCAAACGAUGAAACGUUCCUUAAUGUCUUCCUUGCGUGUGCUAAUGUGGGUGGAAUCAAAGAAGCGUUUUUGCAUUUCGACUCGAUGAGAAACGAGUAUGGGAUUACUCCAAGAACAGAACAUUACUUGGGUCUUUUAGAUGUUCUUGGCAAGUGUGGAUAUCUUGUCGAAUCAGAGCAGUACAUCCACGAGCUUCCCUUUGAACCAUCAGCUGAUUUCUGGGAAGCCAUGAGGAGCUACGCUAAGCUACACGGAGAUAUCAAUUUAGAGGAUUUCGCGGAGGAGUUAUCGAUGAUCGAGCUUGACCCUUCUUCAAAGGCUGUAAUCAAGAAAGUUCCUACACCUCCACCAAACUCACUCAAGGAGACAAGCAUGAUUGCUAACAAGAACAGGAUCCUCGAGUUUCGGAAUCCGAGUUUUUACAAGGAUAAAGCGAAGGAGAUGGCUAUAAAGAAAGGUCCGGUUUAUGUUCCGGAGACACGAUGGGUUAUGCAUGACAUUGAUGAAGAAGCCAAAGGAGAAGCACUGCUUCACCAUGGUGAGAGGUUAGCGAUUGCUUAUGGUUUGAUGAACACGCCGGCGCGUAAGUCACUCACGAUCAUAAAGAACAUCCGUGUGUGUGGUGAUUGUCACAACUUUAUCAAGAUCAUGUCCAAAAUGGUUGGUAGGGAGUUGAUUGUUAGAGACAAUAAACGUUUUCAUCACUUCAAAGAUGGAAAAUGUUCUUGUGGUGAUUACUGGUAG
This is a messenger RNA of Thlaspi arvense, 1110 nucleotides long. NCBI's taxonomy places the organism in Eukaryota, Viridiplantae, Streptophyta, Magnoliopsida, Brassicales, Brassicaceae. The record is from the annotation of a GenBank genome assembly.